Molecule: messenger RNA, 2066 nt
Organism: Theobroma umbraticum
Lineage: Eukaryota; Viridiplantae; Streptophyta; Magnoliopsida; Malvales; Malvaceae
Product: Hydrolase-like protein family
Biological process (GO): lipid metabolic process
Source: RefSeq, a predicted model, not a curated record
CAAAAUGUUCGGUAACCCAAUCGCCCUCUCUCCCUCACAGCCCCUUCCAAACUCUAGGCAAUGCACGGUUCUGUUUGCCCCAAGUCUUCCAGAUUGUUCCUCUCCCAAAAUCUCGUCCCCCAUUUUUUUUUUUAUUUUUCCCCUCUAUUUCCAGCAUUAUUAUUAUCGAGAAUUUAUUGGUUUCCAAAAAUUGAGGAAUGAGCAGAGCAAUGGUGAUGCAAGGAAAGGGAAAAUACAAAAUAUAAAAAUGAAGAUUAGGAUAUGGUCAUUGGUCAUGAAUCAUGAUGAUGAUCAUGUUAUCAUCGAGAUAAGGAGAACGGUAUGGGGCAGAUGCUGACAUAGCAUCCAAGAGACCGCAAAUCGAGGAAGUUUGUUUUUUGUUCCGAGUGUGUGUCAGCGGAUAUAAAUAGAAAUGGCAAUGGCAUCUCUGAUUCAUGCAGGAUGCGGUUAUCCGCCGAGAUUCAGUAAUAAUUGUAAUAAUUGUAGUUUCAGAAUCGGAUCCUUUGGACCCUUCGGCUCCUCCUCACCUUCCUCGUCUUGCUCCUGUUCUUCUUCUUCUUCUCCCAAUUUGAAUUUCCGUUCCGGAACAAAUAAUAAUUGGAAGCAUCAAGGCCAUAGAGCUCAAGCUAUGAGUACUGCAACUCAAGGAAACUCUGCUUCAUCCAAGAGCAUUUCGAACGGGAAAAAUGAACCUGAUCACCUUCUUGUUCUUGUUCAUGGCAUCUUAGCUAGCCCUAGUGAUUGGACGUAUGUAGAGGCAGAGUUGAAAAGGCGGCUUGGAAGAAACUUUCUGAUUUAUGCAAGUUCAUGUAAUACCUAUACUAAAACCUUUACUGGGGUUGAUGGAGCUGGAAAGCGCUUAGCAGAUGAAGUUCUGCAAGUUGUGAAGAAGACUGAAAGCCUGAAAAAGAUUUCAUUUUUAGCCCAUUCUCUUGGAGGCUUGUUUGCAAGAUAUGCAGUUGCUGUUCUUUACACAGAAAAUGACUCAAGUGGCACCCAGUCUGAUAACUUAACUGAUUCUACGCAGGGAAAUUUACAAACAUCACGCCCUUCAGGACGCGGUACGAUUGCUGGACUGGAGGCAGUUAGUUUUAUUACCUUGGCAACUCCACAUCUUGGGGUGAGAGGGAGAAAGCAGCUUCCAUUUCUCUUAGGAGUUCCUAUUUUAGAGAAACUUGCCCCACCAAUUGCUCCAUUUUUUGUUGGUCGAACUGGUAAACAGCUAUUUCUAACUGAUGGCAAACCCAACAGACCGCCGCUGCUUUUGAGGAUGGCAUCUGAUUGUGAGGAUGGGAAAUUCUUAUCUGCCCUUGGUGCAUUUAGGUGCCGCAUUGCCUAUGCAAAUGUAUCUUAUGACCAUAUGGUUGGUUGGCGCACAUCCUCCAUCAGGCGAGAGAAAGAACUUGUCAAGCCCCCACUACGAUCUUUGGAUGGUUACAAACAUGUUGUGGAUGUGGACUACCGUCCACCAGUUUCUUCUGACGGCCCCAGUUUUCCUCCCGAAGCUGUCAAAGCAAAGGAGGCAGCACAGAAUGCACCUAGCGUACAAAACACAGUCGAAUAUCAUGAACUCAUGGAAGAGGAAAUGAUACAAGGUUUACAGAAAUUGGGAUGGAAAAAAGUUGAUGUCAGCUUUCAUUCCGCACUCUGGCCCUUUUUCGCCCACAAUAACAUCCACGUAAAAAAUGAAUGGUUUCAUAAUGCCGGCGCUGGAGUAGUUGCUCAUGUUGCUGACAGCCUUAAGCAACAAGAAUCCUCUUCCCCAUUUAUUUCUGCUAGCUUGUAGCCUUGAAAUGUAUGCAAGUGCGAUGUGCCAGUGCGCCUGAAGCAUAUUGUAAAACAAAUUACACAAGAUGAAAUGAAGAAAAUGAAAGAUCUCUUAUCACGUACUGAUAUAAAUCCCAUUUCCGUAGGAUUUCUUUGAGAACAUUAAUUGGCAUUUACAUGCUAACCCAUAGGCCCCUGUUAACACAGGAUUCCUUACAUUUUAAGGAUUUUUAUCUUUCCAAUGCUUUCCAAAGCUUCACUGUUGUAGCCAUUAGUCCUGAGUUGCUUUUGUCUGUGUA